This is a messenger RNA of Dromaius novaehollandiae (emu), 3976 nucleotides long. It is a transcript of the gene SV2A, whose product is annotated as synaptic vesicle glycoprotein 2A. Gene Ontology annotation, molecular function: transmembrane transporter activity. Gene Ontology annotation, cellular component: synaptic vesicle membrane; neuron projection. Gene Ontology annotation, biological process: chemical synaptic transmission; transmembrane transport. The record is from RefSeq and is a predicted model, not a curated record. The transcript has 13 exons. The coding region runs from base 303 to 2489 and encodes 728 amino acids. NCBI's taxonomy places the organism in Eukaryota, Metazoa, Chordata, Aves, Casuariiformes, Dromaiidae.
UCCAGCCUGGAGCGGUUCCACCGCUUGCUGUCCCGAUGCUGAGACUGCAGCACGCGCACAACACGAGCUUCAUCUAGCUGUGGGCAGCGGUCUGGGCCGGCGCCCGGGGGCCCGCGGCCGCCUUCGCCCGCGCCAAGCGAAUGGGUAGCGCUGCAGCCCGGCCUCUCGCACCCCGCCGGAGACCCGCGGCCGCCCCCGGCCCCCGGGCUUGAGGCCGUCAGGGCAGCACCCCCCCACCCAGGCGCGCGCCCCCCCCCCCCGCAACACCCCCCCGGGCCGAGCCGAGCCGAACGACGGGCACCAUGGACGAGAGCUUCCGGGACCGGACGGCCUUCAUCCGGGGCGCGAAGGACAUCGCCAAGGAGGUGAAGAAGCACGCGGCCAAGAAGGUGAGCAAGGGCAUGGACCGCGUGCAGGACGAGUACACCAAGCGCUCCUACUCGCGCUUCGAGGAGGAGGAGGACGACGAAGACUACGCGCCGCAGGACGGCUACUACCGGGGCGGCGAGGCGGCCAACGAGGAGGAAGGCGCCUCCAGCGAUGCCACCGAGGGCCACGACGAGGAGGACGAGAUCUACGAAGGCGAGUACCAGGGCAUCCCCCGCAACGAGUCGCUCAAGGGCGGCGAGCGCCUGGGCGGCGAGGCGGCGGCCGGCGGCGCCUUCGACGACGCCGAGGGCCAGCGGCGGAAGGACAAGGAGGAGCUGGCGCAGCAGUACGAGCUCAUCCUGCAGGAGUGCGGCCACGGCCGCUUCCAGUGGACCCUCUACUUCGUCCUGGGACUGGCCCUCAUGGCCGACGGCGUCGAGGUCUUCGUGGUGGGCUUCGUGCUGCCCAGCGCCGAGAAGGACAUGUGCCUCUCUGACUCCAACAAGGGCAUGCUGGGGCUCAUCGUGUACCUGGGCAUGAUGGUGGGCGCCUUCCUGUGGGGCGGGCUGGCCGACCGGCUGGGACGACGGCAGUGCCUCCUCAUCUCCCUCUCCGUCAACAGCGUCUUCGCCUUCUUCUCCUCCUUCGUCCAGGGCUACGGCACCUUCCUCUUCUGCAGGCUGCUCUCGGGCGUGGGCAUCGGCGGCUCCAUCCCCAUCGUCUUCUCCUACUUCUCCGAGUUCCUGGCGCAGGAGAAGCGCGGCGAGCACCUGAGCUGGCUCUGCAUGUUCUGGAUGAUCGGCGGCAUCUACGCCUCCGCCAUGGCCUGGGCCAUCAUCCCCCACUACGGCUGGAGCUUCCAGAUGGGCUCCGCGUACCAGUUCCACAGCUGGCGGGUGUUCGUGCUGGUCUGCGCCUUCCCCUCGGUCUUCGCCAUCGGGGCGCUCACCACCAUGCCCGAGAGCCCCCGCUUCUUCCUGGAGAACGGCAAGCACGACGAGGCCUGGAUGGUGCUCAAGCAGGUCCACGACACCAACAUGAGGGCCAAGGGCCACCCCGAGAGGGUCUUCUCGGUGACCCACAUCAAGACCAUCAAGCGGGAGGACGAGCUCAUCGAGAUCCAGGCGGACACGGGCACGUGGUACCGCCGCUGGCUGGUGCGGUUCCGCAGCCUGUCGCAGCAGGUCUGGAGCAACUUCCAGCAGUGCUUCGCGCCCGAGUACCGCCGCGUGACGCUCAUGAUGAUGGCCGUGUGGUUCACCAUGUCCUUCAGUUACUACGGGCUGACGGUUUGGUUCCCGGACAUGAUCAAGCACCUGCAGAGCAUCGAGUACGCCUCGCGCACCAAGUUCUUCAGGCACGAGACGGUGAAGCACUUCACCUUCAACUUCACCCUGGAGAACCAGAUCCACCAGAACGGCGAGUACUUCAACGACAAGUUCAUCGGCCUCAAGAUGAAGUCGGUGAUCUUCGAGGACUCGCUCUUCGAGGAGUGCUACUUCGAGGACAUCACCUCCAGCAACACCUUCUUCAAGAACUGCACCUUCAUCUCCACCGUCUUCUACAACACAGAUCUCUUCGAGUACAAGUUCAUCGAGAGCCGCGUGCUCAACAGCACCUUCCUGCACAACAAGGAGGGCUGCCAGCUCGACUUCAGCGACGACAACAACGCCUACAUGAUCUACUUCGUGAGCUUCCUGGGCACCCUGGCCGUGCUGCCGGGCAACAUCGUCUCGGCCCUCCUCAUGGACAAGAUCGGCCGCCUGCGCAUGCUGGCCGGCUCCAGCGUCAUGUCCUGCGUGAGCUGCUUCUUCCUCUCCUUCGGCAACAGCGAGUCGGCCAUGAUCGCCCUGCUCUGCCUCUUCGGCGGCGUCAGCAUCGCCUCCUGGAACGCCCUCGACGUGCUCACCGUGGAGCUCUACCCCUCCGACAAGCGGACGACGGCGUUCGGCUUCCUCAACGCCCUCUGCAAGCUGGCGGCCGUGCUGGGCAUCAGCAUCUUCACCUCCUUCGUGGGCGUCACCAAGGCGGUGCCCAUCCUCCUGGCCUCGGGCGCCCUGGCCCUCGGCAGCUCCCUCGCCCUCAAGCUGCCCGAGACGCGGGGCCAAGUGCUGCAGUGAGGGGCGGCGCGCGGGGCCCCCCCUCCCCUUCCCCCGGGGGGGGGAAUUAGUCUCGUUUAGACACUGUGAACCGUCUUCUUGGAGCAUUUGGGAUAUAUAUAUAUAUAUAUAUAUAUAUUUUCUUUUUCUUUGGUUUGCACUUCUCCCUCCCCCCCCCCCCGGCCGCCUUCCCUUUGCCCCCCUCCCUCCCCGUUUCUUUUCUCGGUGUCAUCGCGCGUGUGAGUAUCUGCUCGCUCGGUGGGGGGGACGCGGCGAGGAGGAGGAGGAGGAGGAGGAGGAGGAAGGGUGCCGACGGGGCGAGGCGGGCGCAGGGCCGCGGCUCGGCUUCCCCGGCGUCCGGGGGUGCACGGCGCUUCGGGGCGCGCGGCAGCUCGGGAUGCACGAGGCGUUGGGGUGCAGGGCGCCUUGGGGGGCACCUCGGGGGGCACAGCCCCUGGGGGUGGGCAACGCCGAGGUUUGCAUGGCACCUCGGGGUGCAUGACGCUUCGGGGCGCACGGCAUUUCGGGGCGCACGGCAUUUCGGGGUGCCAGCACCCCGGGGUGACGCCAGCGGCGGUUCCCCCAGCGCGUCCGCGGCGCGGCGGUGCAAAAACUCCCAGCGGUCCGGGCCGGGCAGGGCGGCCGCGGGCUGCAUCUCCAUAGCGCCCAAUUCGUUAAUCUAAUUAGGGCCCUGCGGUUAUUAAGCUGGGGGGGGGCAGGUGGCACGGCCGGAGCUCGCUCCCCUCCGGCUUCUCGCUCCCCGGGGCUGCACCCGGGAUGGGGGGGGCAGCGCUUGCCCGGUGGGUGGGAUUUGCACGGCCGGCCCGAGGGUGCAAACCCCCCCCCCGCCAAGGGUGCAAACCCCCUGCUGAGGGUGCAAAUCCCCCCACCAAGGGUGCAAAUCCCCCACAGAGGGUGCAAAUCCCCCCCCCGGGGCGCGGGGGGCUGGUGCACGGAGCAGGCGUACAGCUCCCGCGCCCCGACCCACCCGUUAUUUUUCUACUACUUUUUAAAGGUUUUUCUUUCCUAGGCUUUUCCAGUGGAUGCAAUAGCCGGAGCUGGCGCAGGCGGCGAGGGCGGGCGUGCGGCCGGGGGGGCCGUUUUCCCACAAUUUCCCCCCUCCGCUCGCCCAGAGCACAAACGCCCCCCCCAAAAAAAACCAGCAGCGGUUUGCAAAGCACAAAGAGGCGCCCGAAGGCAGCACCGCGGCUCAGGCCGGGAAAUUCGGGUCCGUGCACGAGCGCCGGGGAGCUGCCGGUGCCGCGGCCCCCCCAGCCGAGCGAGCAGCCGCCGGGCCGGCCGCGAGAGCGAGCGCGCGGCCUGCUUCAUCUCGUGUCCCCUCCCGCGUCCUCCUCCUCCUCCUCCUCCUCCUCCUCCUCCCUCCUCCGUCCUUCGGUGUAGCUGGUCUUUUUAAGAGAACAUGCGUAGUUCUGUCUGUAUGCAGCGUCGUGCCGUGGUGUAGUUUUUAGAUGUUUGUAAAGAAUUAAAAAAGAAAAAAAACACCAAAA